AUGAGAGUGGUUGAUUCCUUUCCAAGUACUCACAAUUAUUACAUACAUGAUCUAAAAUAUGAUUUCUAUGGAGAGCGUAUUGCAUCAUGUUCAAGUGAUCAUCACAUUAAAGUAUGGGACCGAGUAGAGACAUCAUCAGCAACAAGUCCAAAUACUAACAUUCCGAAUAUAACAUCAAGCACUUCAACAGCAUCCUCAACAACAACGAAUCAAAAAUCUUGGAAGUGUACCUACGACUGGAAAGCUCAUAAUGGAAGUAUUUGGAAAGUAGAGUGGGCUCAUCCAGAAUUUGGACAAGUAUUGGCAUCAUGUAGUUAUGAUCAUACAGUCAGUAUCUGGGAAGAACCUCCUGCUAAUAGUGGCCCAGGAAGUGGAUUAGCUCCGAUAAUGAUUUCACAAGGAAUUAUCGGAAAUUCAUCCAAAGACGGUGUAAAUAUUCAACAACAAAUGAUUUCAAGUGGUGGAGUUGGCACUACUAGUGGACCAGUAAUUCACACAAGUGCCAGCAGUGGAAAUUUACAAACUUUACCCCGAGUUUCCUCUUCGACAAAUGUACAGCAACCAGAGGGACUCUCUGAGGGAAAUAUUUCACCAGCUUCGAACUUGGACCAAAAUGUUGCGGUGGCUAAUGGAAAUCCAAUGAUGUCGACAUCCUCAAGCAAUUUGGCUCAACAACAAAUUCAAACCAAUACAACAGCAGGUAGUGCAGCCGGAACAGCUGGACCACUUUCAAGAAGAGCAUGGUUACUGAAAGCUACACUUGUAGAUUCAACAGAUGAUGUGGUAGAUAUCAAAUUUGCUCCAAAACAUUUAGGGCUGAAACUCGCCACAUGUUCACUCUCGGGAAAAGUUCGUAUUUAUGACGCAUUUGACGUGAUGAACCUCGCCUAUUGGAAUAUUGGCCAUGACUUUGAUGCCAACAAUGGGGGUAAAAUUCAUUGCCUUAGUUGGUGUCCCUAUCGAUUUAAGGAACCAAUGAUGGUCAUUGGAUGCGAGGACGGAAAACUUCGAAUUUGGCACUACACUCAAAAUAGAAAAUGGCAAAGUUGGACGCCGUCGACCAUUAUUCCAAACAUUCAUAACAUUUCACAACAAUUGAUUGGUUUUACACCUGGGACACCUAUAAAACCAAUUUCUGUGAAUGAAGGAAAUGUAAGCCAAGUAAUUGCACUUUUUGGACAUGCUCAACCAGUUCAUGAUGUUGCAUGGGCUCCAAACUUGGGAAGAUCCUAUGAUCUAAUUGCUUCUGCUUCAAAAGAUGGCUCUGUUCGAAUUUGGAAAAUUAUUACAGAAACUAAGACAGUUGAGCUCAUGGAGAUGGAUGAGACACAUAAACACAAUUCUGAAGUUUGGAAAGUAGAGUGGAAUCUAAGCGGAACGGUCCUUGCUAGCAGUGGAGAUGAUGGUACAGUUCGUUUGUGGAAAUAUAACUUUGAUGAAAAGCGAUGGAAGUGCGAAUCAGUCGUCGAAGGUCUCAAUAAAAACGAAAACUGA
Messenger RNA from Naegleria fowleri, 1494 nucleotides. RefSeq lists its product as uncharacterized. The coding region runs from base 1 to 1494 and encodes 497 amino acids. The record is from RefSeq and is a predicted model, not a curated record. Gene Ontology annotation, molecular function: structural molecule activity; protein binding. Gene Ontology annotation, biological process: cellular response to amino acid starvation; positive regulation of TORC1 signaling. The transcript is spliced from 2 exons. NCBI's taxonomy places the organism in Eukaryota, Heterolobosea, Eutetramitea, Acrasida, Naegleriidae. Gene Ontology annotation, cellular component: Seh1-associated complex; nuclear pore outer ring.